UCGCUGAAUGGGAGCGCUGCUGUCCCCAAGCCGAUUGGUACUUCUUGUCAGGAAGAAACGCCGAGAGGUGGGAGUGCCUGGGGAAGGAGGCAGGCGGUCCCUACCGCAGGCGCUGGAGCUGCCUUUCCGCCCCUCUGCCUGCUUUCCAAGCCUGGGCGCUUAGGAGUGGCUGAAGCUGUGGAGCGCUUCAGGAGCCUGUGAAUGAACCCUCCUCCUCCUCUUCCUCCUCCUCCUCCUCGCUGAGUCUCCUCCUCGGUGCUGACGGUACAGUGAUAUAAUGAUGAUGGGUGUCACAACCCGCAUUUGAACUUGCAGGCGAGCUGCCCCGAGCCUUUCUGGGGAAGAACUCUAGGCAGGAGGGCGCAACAGCCACGGACAGUAGGUGCUGUGGACAGGCACUGGGACCGGGAUCUGCGGCCAGCCCCGCAUCCUCCCGCAUCCUCCAGCAGCGUCCUGCACCCUCCGCACCCUUCCCCAGGCCACCGCUCUUCCUAUGUGAUCCGCCCCGGCAACGCCGAGCCCAUUCGCGCAGCGCUGCGGUGAAUUUUUCCCCCCAAACUGCAAUAAGCCGCCUUUCAAGGACAAGAUGUUGAUAAAUAUAAAGAGCAUAUUAUGGAUGUGCUCUACCUUAAUAGCCACCCAUGCACUACAUAAAGACCAAGUGGAAAAAAGCCCACCUGUUAAGGGCUCCCUUUCUGCAAAAGUCAACCUACCUUGUCAUUUUUCAACCAUGCCUACCUUACCACCCAGUUACAAUACUACCAGUGAAUUUCUCCGAAUCAAAUGGUCUAAGAUUGAAUUGGACAAGAGUGGAAAAGAUUUGAAGGAGACCACUGUUCUCGUGGCCCAAAAUGGAAAUAUCAAGAUUGGUCAGGGCUACAGAGGGAGGGUGUCUGUGCCUACACAUUCCGAAGACGUGGGCGAUGCCUCACUCACCUUGGCCAAGUUGCGUGCAAGUGACGCGGGCCUCUACCGCUGCGACGUCAUGUACGGGAUCGAGGACACGCAAGACACGGUGUCAUUGGCUGUGGAUGGGGUUGUGUUUCACUACAGGGCAGCGAGCAGCAGGUACACUCUGAAUUUUGAGUCUGCGCAGAAGGCUUGUUUGGAUAUUGGAGCGGUCAUAGCAAGCCCGGAGCAGCUCUAUGCUGCCUAUGAAGAUGGAUUUGAGCAAUGUGAUGCAGGCUGGUUGGCUGAUCAGACCGUUAGAUAUCCCAUCCGAGCUCCCCGUGUGGGCUGUUAUGGAGAUAUGAUGGGGAAGGCAGGAGUCAGGACCUAUGGAUUCCGUUCUGCUCAUGAAACUUACGAUGUGUAUUGUUAUGUGGACCAGCUGGAUGGUGAUGUGUUCCACAUCACUGCUCCCAAUAAAUUCACCUUCGAGGAGGCUGAGGAAGCAUGUGAAAACGAGGACGCGCGGCUGGCAACGGCGGGGGAGCUCCACGCAGCUUGGAGGAGCGGCUUUGACCAGUGUGAUUACGGGUGGCUGUCUGACGCCAGCGUUCGCCACCCUGUGACUGUGGCCAGGGCCCAGUGUGGAGGUGGUUUGCUUGGGGUGAGAACCCUGUAUCGUUUUGAGAACCAGACAGGCUUCCCUUCCCCUGAUAGCAGAUUUGAUGCCUACUGCUUUAAACCUAAACAGAAUAUAUCAGAGGCUACAACCACCGAACUGAGUGUUCUUGCAGAAACUGCAUCACCCAAUUUAUCUGAAGAACUACAAAGGGUACCUGACAGAACUACAGCAAUCGUCCCUUUAGUCACUGAAUUGCCUGUCAUUACAACAAAGUUCCCUGCUGUGGGAAAUAUAGUCAAUUUUGAACAGGAAGCUACAGUUCAAUCUCAAGCUGUCACACACAGAUUAGCCACUGAAUCACCUGCACCUGCUAGGAGUACCAAGAAGCCUUGGGAUAUGGACUUCUACUCACCUGUUUCAGGGCCACUUGAAAAACCAGACAUAUCUGAAAUUCAGGAGGAAGUGCCCCAAAGCACAAUUGUCACCUCCCAUCAUGUUACUGAUUCAUGGGAUGGUGUCUUGGAAGAUAUGCAAACACAGGAAUCAGUUACACAAAUUGAACAAAUAGAAGUGGGUCCCUUGGUAACGUCUAUGGAAAUCUCCAAGCACAUUCCUUCCAAGGGAUUACUGGUAGCUGAAACAACAUUUGUGCCUACAACAAUGACCCUGGAAUCCAGAACUGAGAAGAAAAUAGGCAGCACUCUUUCUGAAUCAGUGGGCCACUCUGGAUUCACCUUGGGAAAAGGUGAUGGUGAAGACAGAACAUUCAUAGUUAGAUCUGGUCAGAGCACCUUAGUCUUUAGCCAAGUGCCUGAAGUCAUUACUGUGUCGAAGACUUCGGAAGACACUACUCCCAUUCAACGAGAGGACAUGAGGUCAGUCUCAGCAUCGAUGACUGUUUCGCCUGUGACUGUACCUGACAGUGAUGAAUCCCCAGAUGACUGGGAAGAGAAACAAACUAAUGGUAGGAUAACUGAAGAUUUUUUUGACCAGUAUGUGUCUACCACACCUUUCCCAUCACGGCAUCACCCAGAAGUUGAAUUAUUUCCUUAUUCUGGUGAUAAAAGAUUAGUUGAGGGAAUGUCCACAGUUAUUUAUCCCUCUCCACACACAGAAGCAACACAAGGAAGAGAAAGAACAGAAACAAUAAGACCAGGGGUGGGAACAGAUACUCGUACUGAUGAAGAAAUACAGGAAAAGAUCACCAAAGACCCUUUUCUAGGAAAAGUAGAAGAAGAAGGCAUCUCUGGAAUGAAAUUCUCUAUGGCCCCCACGGAGCAAAUUCGUCUUACAGAGUCUUCAGUAGAAAUGACCAAAUCUUUUGAUUCUCCAGUGUUGACAGCAACAAAGCUGAGUGAGGCACCAACAGAGGCCAGAGAUGUGGAGGAAGACUUUACAAUGAGUCCAGUUGGCUUAGAAAGAGAUGGCUACCAAGAAACUACCAAGUAUCACGAGGGUGUUACAAUGGUGCAUCCGGCCCACAGCACUUUAAAUGUGGAGGUGGUCACUGUAUCAAAAUGGUGGUGGGAAGAAGAUAAUGUAACAUCAGAGCCUUUAGGAUCCACGGAACAUACAGGUCAUCCAAAAUUGCCUCCUGCCUUAUUCACCACUGUGGGAGUGAGUGGAAAGGAUAAAGAAACCCCAGGUUUUACUGAAGAUGGAGGAGAGGAAUAUGGUACUAUCCCAGAUAGUACUCACCAGUCAUUAGAGGAGUUUAUGGAGGAAGACACAACAGACCUUGGGAAAUUCACAGUUAGGUUUCAGCCAACUGCAUUAGUUGGUAUUGCAGAAAAGUCAACUUUGAGAGACUUUACAACUGAAGGAAUAGUUCUACCUAUCACAAGCACAGAAGGCCAGGGUGUUCAUGCAGCCACAGAAGGAAGUGCUUUGGAUGAAGGAGAAGAUGUGGUUGCCUCUAAGCCCACACCUACAUUCCCCCCAUUUGCACAUCCUUCAGAUGUAGAAGGAUCAACAUUUUUAAAUUAUAGUACUACUCAGGAGCCUACUACUUAUGUAGACACUUCCCAUACUGUUCCUCUUUCUGUAAUUCCCAAGACGGAAUGGGGGAUGUUGGUACCUUCUGUUCUACCGGAAGGUGAAGUUCUAGGUGAACCCUCUCAAGAAAUACAUGUCAUUGAUCAGACUCAUCUUGAAGCAACUAUUUCUCCUGAAACCGUAAGAACAAGAGAAAUUACACAGGAAACAACUCAGGAAGAAUUCCCUUGGAAAGAACAGACUCCAGAGAGGCCAGUUCCUGCCUUAGGUCCUACAGUCAGUACAGCCCAGGAGGCAACAAUGCCUGUGGGUGAACCAGAGAGUGAUUGGUCAGCAUAUACCAUCUCUGAAGACAGACCCGUAACAGCUUCUGAGAGAGUCCCAGUUUUAGAAACAACUCCAAUAGGAAAAACUGAGCACAGUAUGUCGUAUCCACCUGGUACUGUCACUGAGCACAAAGUGAAGACUGAUGAAGUGACAACACCAAAACCGAGCACAGAGCCAACAGCAUCUUUAAGUCAAGAGCCUGAACAAAAGUAUGAAACAGAAGGUACUAGUCCAAGGGGAUUUGUAUCACCUUUCAGCACUGGUGUUACCCAGAUUAUAGAGGAAACCACUACUGGGAAAAGAGAGAAAAUAUCCGUAGAUUAUUUUGAUUUAGGUUCAGGAUUAUUGGAAAAGCCUAAAGCCACAGAACUCCCAAAAUUUUCAACAGAAAAACCCACAGUUCCAAGUGAUCUCACUGCUGCCUUCAGUUCAGUAGACAGACGUUACACAACGUCAGAAUUCAAGGUGUCUUUGGCAUUCACUGAGAAACCACCUCUCAUUGACAGGGGGCCUGGUGAAGAAAUAACCGGGGACAUGGUAAUCAUUGGAGAAUCGACAUCUCGUGUUCCUCCCACUACCCCUGAGGAUAUUGUAAUGAAGGAAGCAGAAAUUGACAUCGAUAGAGAGUAUUUCACUGCUUCAAGUACUCCAUCUUCUACACAGCCAACAAGACCACCCACAGUAGGAGGCCAAGAGGCCUUCAGACCUCAGGCACCUUCCACUCCAGAACCCCCAGCAGGGACAAAACUCCGCCCUGACAUAAAUGUUUUUGUUAUUGAGGUCAGAGAAAACAAGACAGGUCGAAUGAGUGAUUUGAGUGUAAGUGGUCAUCCAAUAGAUUCAGAAUCUAAAGAAGAUGAGCCUUGUAGUGAAGAAACAGAUCCAGAGCAUGAUCUAAUUGCUGAAAUUUUACCUCAGUUAAUUGAAAUAGAUAUAUACCACAGUGAAGAUGAGGGGGAAGACGAAGAAUGUGCAAACGCUGCUGACGUGACCACCACCCCAUCAGUGCAGUACAUAAAUGGGAAGCAGCUAGUCACCACAGUGCCCAAGGACCCAGAAGCAGCAGAAGCUAGGCGUGGCCAGUUUGAAAGUGUGGCGCCUUCUCAAAACUUCUCACACAGCAGCCAAAGUGAUCCUCACCAGUUUGUGAUAGCUGAAAUUGGCUUGUCUACUGCCAUGCAACCUAAUGAAUCUAAAGAAACCACCGACUCAGCAGAACUGACGUGGAGGCCCGAGACUUACCCUGAAACACCAGAACAGUUUUCAAGUGGCGAGCCGGACAUUUUUCCUACACUCCCAUUCCAUGAGGGAGAGGCCACAGAGCGGCCAGGAUCAGUCACAGGGAGAGGACCGGAGCUUGGGCAUCGGGGCCAUGAGCACAAUGAACCCCUACCUCUCUUUCUUGAAGAGUCUUCAGGAGAGGCAGUCAUGGACCAACACUCUCAAAAAAUGGUCUCUUCAAGGGCUAUGAUGAUAACAUUCAGUGAAAAGGCAGAAAAAAGCACACCUGUCACAUAUACUCCAAGUAUGAUUCCAAGUUCUUUGCCUGCAAAUGUUUCAGAAGAACUAUCAGUUACCUUAACAGGAAGUCCCCAGCCUGAUGGCGUGCUGUCCACUGUAGAAAGCUGGGUGGAAAUAAGCCCCAGACAAGUUGUAGAGCUGUCAGGAAGGCCGUCAGUUCCAAUUCCAGAAGGCUCUGGGGAAGCAGGAGAAGCUAAAGAUGAAAUGUUCACCAUGCUGACUGAUCUAUCACAGAGAAAUACUACAGAUUCUCUUGUUCCCAGUGACACGAUGAUGACAGAAAGCCUUUUUGAUAUUCUGGCAACCACUGCUUCUUCAGUUUCUGAACAGCCUUCUGCAGAAGCAGUGCCUACCAAAUUUGUAAGGGAAACAGACUCUUCGGAGUGGGUCUUCAGCACAUCUCUUGCAAAGAAAAGGAAAGAUGAGGAAGGAACUACAGGCACAACUUCUACAAUGCAGGUACAGUUACUUCUGCAGAGAUCGGAUCAGUCAGUCUUACCCUCUGAAUUAGAAAGCUCCAGCAAAGCCACAUCUAGGGAUUCAGCAUCUGCUACCAGGACCGAUGCUAUGUCCUUGAUGACACCCACACAGUCUAAAAGGGAAAUGACAAGUUCUACCCUUGUCUUUACAGAAACAAAUGUUUUAGACAAUCUGGGGGCACAAACCACAGAACCCAGCAGUAGCAGGCAACCUGGGGUUCAGGAGCAGCUGGCCACUGGCCCAGGUGGCCUCAUCUCUCUCUUUGUGGAGCAGGGCUCUGGAGAAGCUGCUGCUGAUCCAGAAACCACUGCUUUUUCUUCAUCUCACUUACAACUUGAAAUUCAAACCAAAAAGGAAGCAGAUGGCACUUUGUCUCCCCAUGUGGGAACUAUAUUCCCUUUUGAGCCAACAGGAUUGGCUUUCAGUACUGAAACAGACAGAGAAGUUGCUGAAAUUAUAAGCCAAACAUCCAAAAACAGCUUGAUUUCAGAGGUGUCAGGAGAACAAAAUCGUGGGUCAGAAAUAAAGGGCUUUUCUACAGAUUUUCCUUUGGAGGAAGAUUUCAGUGGUGGCUUUAGAGAAUACGUGACAGUAUCUCAUCCCCUAACACAAGAAGAAACAGUAAUGAUGGAAAGCUCUGGGGAUGCAGCAUUUAAGGAUACCCAAAUUUCAGCAUCUGUAACACCUACCUCAGAUCAUAUCAGUCGCAUAGCUGACUUGGAAGGACCUCAAAGCACCUUGGUGAGCACUUCCGCCUUGUCUUGGGAAGAAUUCAUAGCCUCUGCUGAGGGCUCAGGUGAGCAGUUGGUCUCAGUAAGCAGCUCUGUUGACCAAGGGUUUGCCAGUGCUGUGGGAAAUAUUUAUGGUACAGAUUCCCCACUUACUGACCAAGGAUUGGGAGAAGGUGCCAUGAAUGAAGCUGGUACAAGAUCCACCGUUUUACCAAUAGCAGAAGCUGAAGGUACUGAAGCUCCAACAGAAAUGAGGAAAGUGAAGUUUGGUGGCACAGUUCCAAUGGACUUUCCCCAGACUAUGGAGCCGGCCUACUUAUGGUCCAGGCCAGAAGUCACUCCUGUAAGACAAGGAAUUGAAAGUGAAACAGCCUCAGAGGAAAAGACUCAAGAACAAAAAUCUUUUGAAUUCCCUCAAAGCUCUACUGCACCAGAACAAACAAAUUUUGAUUCGCAAACAUUUACUGAAACUGGACUCCAAACCACAGAUUAUUCUACACUAACGACAAAGAAAACUUACAGUAUCGGUGAAAUGGAGGUGGAAGGCAUUUCCUUACUUGAUAUGUCUACUCCAGAGCCAGAUGCAAAAGGCUUGGAACCCUACAGUACUGUCCCUGAAGUUACUGAAAAAUCCCAUUUUUUCUUAGCCAGUGCUUCAGUGACUGAAUCAUUGCCAGCCAAAAGCAUAGUUACAGAUUCACCAAUCAAAGAGGAAGAAAGUAUGAAACCCUCUCCCAAAAUUAUGAGACCAAUAAUUAAAGAGUCAGAUUCUGAUCUUUUAUUCUCUGGACUGGGAUCAGGAGAAGAAGUUUUGCCUGCUACAACAUCGGUAAAUUUUACUGAAAUGGAACAAAUCAUCAACAUAUUAUAUCCCCAAAUUUCUCAAGUGGGAAGUUUAGAAACUAGCACCUUAAGUGAUACAACUGACCUCUCUGUGGAAAUAGAAAAUGAGGCACAUGUAGUUAGAUCACUCACUUCCCAGACAGACAGUCUCUCUGAUGAUAGGGACACAGCAUCCAGCCCAACCAUACUAGAAAUUUUAAGUGACACCAGCACAGAAGGACCCUCUAUGGCACCUCCCAUUCUCUCCACAGACACUGUGCAUCUUCAAGAUCAGGCUCGAGGUUGGGCAGAAGACAUACAGACUAGCAGACCACAGCCUCCCCCUGAACAAGUCUCUGAUGACAAUUCUUCAGUAGCAGAAAUGAAAGAAACGGCAACCUCUUCUACUGAUUUUCUGGCCAGGACUUACGGUCUUGAAAUGGUGAAAGGAUUUGUUACAUCAGCUCCAAAGCCAUCUGACUUAUUUUAUGAACAUUCUGGAGAAGGAUCUGGGGAACUGGAUAUGGUUGAUUUAGUCCACACUUCUGGAACUAUUCAGGCAACCAGGCAAGGAAGCACCACAUUUGUUUCUGAUAGAUUCCUGGAAAAACAUCCUGAAGUUCCAAGUGCUAAAGCGAUUACUGCUGAUGGAUCCCCAGCAGUUUCAACGGCGCCGCCUCUUCGUUCCCAGCAGAAUGAAAGCCCCUCCAACCCAGCUAGCACACUGUCAUAUGAGAGGUCUGCUGAAGGUGCUGCAGAGAGUUCCCAAGACCAUUUCAGAGCAUUUGAGGAUUCCACCUUAAAACCUGAGAGAAGACAAACCACUGAAAAUAUUAUUAUAGAUUUGGACAAAGAAGACAAGGAUUUAAUAUUGACUGUUACAGAGAGUCCCAUCCUUGAAAUUUUACCUGAGCUGACUUCAGAUAAAAAUACUAUCAUAGAUAUUGAUCACACUAAACCUGUAUAUGAAGACAUCCUUGAAAUGCAAACAGACAUAGAUCCGGAGGUACCAUCAGGAUCACAUGACAGUAGUGAAGAAAGUACUCAAGUUCAAGAGAAGUAUGAGGCAGCUCUUAACCUUUCCUUAACUGAGGAAAACUUUGAGGGCUCUGGUGAUACUCUUCUGGCUAACUACACUCAGGCAACCGAUAAAGAAGCAAUGACUUCUGGAGACAGAAGCCAAUUAGAUCACACGGGCUUUAUCUUCACAACUGGGAUCCCUGUCCCUAGCACAGAAACAGAAUUAGAUAUUUUGUUUCCUACAGCAACAUCCCUGCCCCUUCCUAGUAAGUCUGCCACAGUUAAUCAAGGGAUUGAAGAACCAAAAAUGGAAGCAAAAGUCCUGGAUGACAUCUUUGAAUCGAGUACUUUGUCUGAUGGUCAAGCAAUUGCAGACCAAAGUGAGAUGAUAUCCACAUUGGGCCAUUUGGAAAGCACACAGGAUGAGUAUGAAGAACAGAAAUACGGAGCUCCUUCUUUUCAACCAGAAUUCUCUUCAGGAGCCGAGGAGUCACUGAUUCAUCCUUCACCCUACGUAAGUAUUGGGCCUCUCCACCUUAUGACUCAGAGUUUAACGGAGGCACCAAAUGGAAUGGAAGGAUCAAAUCCCCCAGAUUAUAUGGAUAUAACAUCAGUGUUUCCAGCUUCUGCAGAGUCGUCCUCUCAGACGUUGUCAUCUCCAUUCACUGUAUACUUCGACAGUGGGUUCUCUGAACACACAGAGGGCCCCCAGCCAAGUGCUCUGCCAAGUACAGAUGCUGUCACAACUCAAAUGAACCCAGGAAAACUUGGAAACAUUGAAGGGACUUUCAGACUAUCAAGUGAAGAGGACUUUCACAUAACUGAGCCUCCAUUCUUAUCUCCUGACACAGAACUAGAACCUUCAGAAAAUGAAAGUGAACCUCAGUUAUUAAACCAAAUUGAAGCUUUUCCCACAGAAACAAUUGCUGCAGACGAAACUGAGAUUCCCCAAGAUUUCAAAAGCAAAGCCAGUGUUCAGCUUUCUGGAGAAACAGUCCAGGUCUUUUCCAGUAUUAGCACACCUGAGGCUGGAACUGUUAUCACAGCUGCAGGUGAACUUAAGUUAGAAGGUGCUACACUGCGGCCACAUACUACUGCUUCUGCAACUUACGGGGUUGAUGCAGAUGUGGUACCUCAGCCCAGCCCACAGACUUCUGAGGGGCCCACCAUUCCUCCUCUGGAAACAAACCCUGAAACACAGGCGGCUUUGAUCAGCGAGGAGGAUUCCACAGUAGCAGAAUCAGAACAGCAAGUAACAGCGAGAAUCCUUGAUUCCAAUAAUCAGGCAACAGUAAGCAGUGCAGAGUUAAAUACUGAGCUUACAACAACAUCAUUUUCCCUUCUGGAAACUUCUAAUGAAACCAGUUUCCUGAUUGGCAUUAAUGAAGAAUCAGUGGAAGGCACAGCAGUCUAUUUACCAGGACCUGAUCAUUGCAAAACAAACCCUUGCCUUAAUGGAGGCACCUGUUAUCCUACUGAAACCUCCUAUGUGUGUACCUGUGUGCCAGGAUACAGUGGCGACCAGUGUGAACUCGAUUUUGAUGAAUGCCACUCUAACCCUUGUCGCAACGGAGCCACAUGUGUUGAUGGUUUUAAUACCUUUAGGUGCCUCUGUCUUCCGAGCUAUAUUGGUGCACUUUGUGAGCAAGACACCGAGACGUGUGACUAUGGUUGGCACAAAUUCCAAGGGCAGUGCUACAAAUACUUCGCUCACCGACGCACGUGGGACGCGGCUGAGCGGGAAUGCCGUCUGCAGGGUGCCCAUCUCACAAGCAUCCUGUCUCAUGAGGAACAAAUGUUUGUGAACCGUGUGGGCCAUGAUUAUCAGUGGAUAGGCCUCAAUGACAAGAUGUUUGAACAUGACUUCCGUUGGACUGAUGGCAGCACGCUGCAAUAUGAGAACUGGAGGCCCAACCAGCCAGACAGCUUCUUUUCUGCUGGAGAAGAUUGUGUUGUAAUCAUUUGGCAUGAGAACGGCCAGUGGAAUGAUGUUCCCUGCAAUUACCACCUCACCUAUACCUGCAAGAAAGGAACAGUUGCUUGCGGCCAACCCCCAGUUGUAGAAAAUGCCAAGACCUUUGGAAAGAUGAAACCUCGUUAUGAAAUCAACUCCCUGAUUAGAUAUCACUGCAAAGAAGGUUUCAUUCAACGCCACCUUCCAACUAUCCGUUGCCUAGGAAAUGGAAGAUGGGCUAUGCCUAAAAUUACCUGCAUGAACCCAUCUGCAUACCAAAGGACUUAUUCUAAGAAAUACUUAAAAAAUUCCUCAUCAGCAAAGGACAAUUCAAUAAAUACAUCAAAACAUGAUCACCGUUGGAGCCGGAGGUGGCAGGAGUCGAGGCGCUGAUCCCUAAAAUGGCGAAUAUGUGUUUUCAUCAUUUCAGCCAAAGUCCUAACUUCCUGUGCCUUUCCUUUCACUUCAAGAAGUAUUAUCAGUUGGGUUUGGAUUUUUGGACCACCAUCCAGUCGUUUUGGGUUGCUAUGCUCCCAAAACAUUUUAAAUGAAAGUAUUGGUAUUCAAAAGGAAAGCAAACAAAAUGAAAGAACAUGAGGGCAGAAUGUAACCAUAUCCAGCCUGUCUAAUUUCUUUAGGUUUCUAUUUGCCUCCAGUGCAGACAAUUUUAUAACAUAUACCAGCCUACUGUACUAUUUAAAAAAACUCAAUUUCAGAAACAAUGGCAAUGUAAAUAAGAUGAUUUAAUGUUGAUUUUAAUCCUGUAUAUAAAAUGAAAAGUCACACUGAGUUUGGGCAUAUUUAAUGAUGAUUAUGGAACCUUAGAGGUCUUUAAUCAUUGGUUCGGCUGCUUUUUGUAGUUUGUUUAGGCUGGAAAUGGUUUCACUUGCCCUUUGUCAGCAAGACUAAGGAUGGCUUUUUCUGGAUAACUAGCAAUCGCAAAGUCUCGUAGGUCAGUACACCAUCUCAGCCACUAGUGCAAUUUGCUUCCACAUGAUGCUGAAGCCUGGCUAAUGGGAUAACCCACAGAACUGGGGAUUGCAACGUGGAACUCUUCUUUGCUGCAUUCCAUUUCCUUCACUUACAAGAAAGGCCUGAAUGGGGGACUUUUCUACAACCAGGAACAUUUUUUAGGGGUCAAAGUGCUAAUUAUUAACUCAACCAGGUCUACUUUUUAAUGGCUUUUGUAGCACUAACUUGCAGGUUACAGAUCAACACAUUUUAAAUGGACACAGACCUAGGACUCUGGAGGGCAGGGGAUUGUUAGAACAACACACAUUCAAAGAAAGAAAUUUUGUAUAUAUAACCAUUUUAAUCUUUUAUAAAAGUUUUGAAUGUUCAUGUAUGAAUGCUGCAGCUGUGAAGCAUACAUAAAUAAAUGAAGUAAGCCAUACUGAUUUAAUUUAUUGGAUGUUAUUUUCCUCCAAACCUGAAAAUUGACAUAGUAUGCUAGUUAUUUUCAGCAUUAACCUUUUUAUUUCCCUCACACAGUCUGGAAUCAUAUAAUCUAGGUACUUUGUCCCUGAUUAAAUAAUGUGAUGGAUAGAAUGCAUCCAGUGUUUAUUAUGAAAAGAGUGGAAAAGUGUAUAGCUCUCAGAAAAUGGUGUUUGCCCAUCCUAAGUAAGGGGCAUAUAUGUAGAAAUAGUGUGGGUAUUUCUUCCUGGUAGGUGGAGUGUUGAGUGUUGAAAUUUCUCUUUAUCUCUUCCCACUGUGUUUUCUCCCCUUUAUUUGAAUAAAGUGACUGGUGAAGAUGACUUAGAAUCAUUAUCCACUUAAUUUAAUGUUUGAAGAAAAUCCUGUAAUGGAAACAUGACAUUUAGGAGUCCUUCUCUAAUUUCAGUUAAAAUGACCUUGAGAGAAUUGGACAACAAAUAAAAUGCAAAUAGAAAACAGUGCGUACCCAACACUGAUUCUUUCCCACAAAACUUCUUUUGGCUUAUAUGAACACUAGUAGUUACCUUCAUACACAGUGUCUUUAGAAGUUCUCUUGGUUGCUGUAUUAAAUGUAUUCCAUCUUUGGGUGCCCUCGAGCACAGAAAUAGAGCACUGUGUUGACCUAUUAGGUUUUAAUUUUUCCUCUUUCAUUUCAAUGCACAUAAUACAUUCCUGUAUUUAUAUUAUAACAUGUAUAGUGUAAAAUGUGAAUGACUGUUUUUUUUGUGAAUGAAAAUCUAAAAUCUUUGUAACUUUUAUACCUGCUUUUGUUUCACCAAAGAAACCUAAAAUCCUUCUUUUA
This is a messenger RNA of Manis pentadactyla (Chinese pangolin), 12596 nucleotides long. It is a transcript of the gene VCAN, whose product is annotated as versican. Gene Ontology annotation, molecular function: hyaluronic acid binding; calcium ion binding. The record is from RefSeq and is a predicted model, not a curated record. The transcript is spliced from 15 exons. Lineage: Eukaryota; Metazoa; Chordata; Mammalia; Pholidota; Manidae. Gene Ontology annotation, biological process: cell adhesion. Bases 587 to 10753 code for a protein of 3388 amino acids.